GUCAAAAGUGAGAACAACCAAACUCAAUGAAAAUUUGCUUCUCAUCUUAUUUAACAAAAAUCAUCUCCAGAAUCGCCAGAAAUAGAGUAAAAAAAUCGAAUCCUUGGCUCAAAUUUUGUGUGCAGCGUAGAAAGAGGGCAAAAAUGUCGUUGAGCAGAAGCCAGCAGAGCAAUGUCGGAUCGACGGGACUGAAAUCAGUGAUUAACUUGGAGGAAAUUUGGUCGGAUUUGGAGUCGGGCAUCAAGCAGGUGUACGAAAACAAGCGAAAUUUGGGAAUUCCGCGCUACAUGGAGCUGUAUACGCACGUCUACAACUACUGCACGAGUGUGCACCAGCAACCCACAACGGUUCGCAUGACAGCCUCGACCAAAGUCAGCAAAAAAUCGAGCACGACAAAUUUGUCGUCGGGCGGCGCGCAACUCGUCGGUCAGGAGUUGUACAAGCGUCUGAAGAACUUCCUCGAAACGUAUCUCACAAAGUUGCAGGGACAGGGGGUCGACUUGAUGGACGAGGAAGUGCUCAAUUUUUACACAAAACAAUGGGAGGAAUACCAGUUUUCGAGUAAAGUCUUGAACGGCGUCUGCAGCUACUUGAAUCGGCAUUGGGUGCGUCGCGAAUGCGAGGAAGGACGCAAAGAUAUCUACGAAAUUUACCAGCUGGCACUCGUGACAUGGCGCAUGCAUCUGUUCCGCAACCUCAACACACAAGUGACGAACGCCGUCUUGAAACUCAUCGAAAAGGAGCGAAAUGGCGAAACGAUUAACUCGCGUUUGGUCUCUGGCGUCAUCAAUUGUUACGUCGAACUGGGUUUGAACGAAGAAGACCCGAAUGCCCGCGGACAGAAUUUGAGUGUUUACAAGGCGCACUUUGAAGAUCUCUUUAUCCAGGACACGGAAACGUUCUAUACGCGCGAAAGUGUCGACUUUUUGCGCGAAAAUCCCGUCACCGAGUACAUGAAACGUGUCGAACAGCGUCUCGCCGAGGAAAAUAAACGUGUUGAGGUCUAUUUGCAUCGCAGCACAUUGGAACGCGUAUUGAAACGAUGCGAAGAAGUGUUGAUUAAAAAUCAUUUGGACUCGUUCCGGACCGAAUUUCAAAAUCUCCUUAACCAAGAUCGGAAUUCUGACUUGCAACGCAUGUACGAUUUGGUGUCGCGCAUCACAAAUGGCCUGAAUGACUUGAAAAAAAUCCUGGAGCAGCACAUUCAUCAAAUGGGCUCGGAGGCAAUUGCCAAAUGUGACGAAUCGGCGUCGAGCGAUCCGAAAGUUUACGUGCUGACGAUCCUCGAGGUGCACAAAAAGUACAAUGGCUUGGUGUGCGAGGCCUUUAAGAAUGACAGUGGCUUUGUAGCUGCCUUGGAUAAGGCAUGCGGGAAAUUUAUCAACCAGAAUGCCGUGACGAUUGCCAGUCAAAGUGCGACAAAGUCGCCCGAAUUGCUGGCCAAGUAUUGUGAUAUCCUGUUGAAAAAAUCGAGCAAAAACCCGGAAGAAGCGGAGCUCGAGGACACACUGAACCAGGUGAUGGUCGUUUUCAAGUACAUCGAGGACAAGGAUGUGUUCCAGAAGUUUUACUCGAAAAUGUUGGCGAAGCGUUUGUGUCAACACAUGUCCGCCAGCGACGAUGCCGAAGAGUCUAUGAUCUCAAAGUUGAAGGGGGCAUGCGGUUUCGAGUACACGAGCAAGUUGCAACGCAUGUUCUUGGAUAUCGGGGUCAGUAAGGGACUUAACGAAGAGUACAAAGAAUUCCUGCGCAAAAAUAAUCUCCCCAACGAGAUCGAUUUCAACAUUUUGGUCCUUUCCUCCGGCUCGUGGCCCUUCACACAAAGUCACACGUUCCGCCCGCCCAAAGAGCUCGCGCAAUCCGUGCAACGCUUCAACGACUUUUACAUCGUACGUCAUUCGGGACGCAAACUCAACUGGCUCUACAACAUGUGUCGCGGCGAAAUUAUCACCAACUUCGCCAAACAACGGUACACAUUGCAGGCAAGCACUUUCCAGAUGGCCGUUUUGCUGCAAUACAACGAACAACUCACCUGGAGCGUGCAACAACUCAUCGAAGGCACCAACAUCAAUCCGGAGAGUCUGAUUCAGGUACUGAGCAUCCUCAUCAAGGUGAAGUUGCUCAAGUGCCCCGACGAGGAAAAUCUCCAAACGACAAGCGUCAUCGAGCUCAAUACCGACUUCAAGAACAAGAAACUCCGGAUUCCCAUCAAUUUCCCGCUGAAAACCGAGCAAAAGAUCGAACAGGAAUCCACGCAUCGCAACAUCGAGGAAGACCGCAAGAUUCUCAUCCAGGCGGCGAUCGUGCGUGUUAUGAAGAUGCGCAAAAUGCUGAACCACACGCAACUCGUAACGGAGGUAUUGUCGCAGCUUUCGUCGCGAUUUAAGCCCAAAAUACAGGUCAUCAAGAAGUGCAUCGAUAUUCUCAUCGAGAAGGAGUAUUUGGAACGCAUGGAAGGCCAAAAGGACACGUACAGUUACUUAGCUUAAUUUUUUUUUUCUUUAGUGAAACUCACUUAGAUCCGUAUUCGUAUAUAUAUAUAUAUUUAGACAAAACUCUCCAAGUUUAUUUUUUCGAUUAAAUCUUUGUUUUUUAUAGCCA
This is a messenger RNA of Culicoides brevitarsis, 2601 nucleotides long. It is a transcript of the gene Cul1, whose product is annotated as cullin-1. The transcript has 2 exons. The coding region runs from base 27 to 2489 and encodes 820 amino acids. Gene Ontology annotation, cellular component: SCF ubiquitin ligase complex. Gene Ontology annotation, biological process: protein ubiquitination; SCF-dependent proteasomal ubiquitin-dependent protein catabolic process. Gene Ontology annotation, molecular function: protein-macromolecule adaptor activity; ubiquitin protein ligase binding. Lineage: Eukaryota; Metazoa; Arthropoda; Insecta; Diptera; Ceratopogonidae. The record is from RefSeq and is a predicted model, not a curated record.